Eurytemora carolleeae is the source of this 525-nucleotide messenger RNA. Its product is annotated as kelch-like protein 18. The record is from RefSeq and is a predicted model, not a curated record. The coding region runs from base 38 to 436 and encodes 132 amino acids. The transcript is spliced from 2 exons. Lineage: Eukaryota; Metazoa; Arthropoda; Copepoda; Calanoida; Temoridae. Gene Ontology annotation, molecular function: protein binding.
AUUUCUUAACAUUUUAUAUUCUAGUGAGAGUCAAGUCAUGCUGCUUGGAGGAUAUACUAACGACUACUUAUCUCUUGUUGAAGUCUACAGUAUUGAAGAGGGAUUCAUUGCAGAGCUUCCAUCAAUGCCAACUGCAAGGUAUGCACUUGCAUGCAGCAUGUUUAAGGGAGAAAUAUGGACAGCUGGAGGAUACAAUAAUGAAGAUCUAGAUAUUGUAGAAGUACUCACACCGUCUACAAACACCUGGAGGAGUGGACCUAAGCUAACCAGGGGGAGAUGGUAUCUAACAAUGGAGGUGUUGGACAACAACCGGGUAGUAUUUGGAGGGUAUGGAGGUGCAGACAGCCUGGAGAUCCUUGAGGGAGAAGCGUGGAGGGAGGAACCUCUGCAAUAUGAACAUAGUAACCAUGCCUCUGUAUCAAUUCCUUGUAAUUGAUACAGAGAUUUUUGUUCAUUAUUUGUAGCUUAAAUUAAUAAUUUGAUUUCAAAUAUUGUCUUUUCUAAAAAUAAAUUGGAUUUAAUGCA